Pygocentrus nattereri (red-bellied piranha) is the source of this 2624-nucleotide messenger RNA. RefSeq names its product up-regulator of cell proliferation-like. Gene Ontology annotation, molecular function: GTP binding. NCBI's taxonomy places the organism in Eukaryota, Metazoa, Chordata, Actinopteri, Characiformes, Serrasalmidae. The transcript is spliced from 3 exons. The coding region runs from base 22 to 2487 and encodes 821 amino acids. The record is from RefSeq and is a predicted model, not a curated record.
AGAACCUCAUGCUGAAGAGACAUGGCCUCCGUCACAGAAGAUCUUGAAAUGCAACGCCAUGGAUCAGGUUCUUUACAGCAGAAUGUACAGCAACACAGAGGCUCCCUUCAUGCAUUUUUGCACACACUGGGACUUGCAGAAUAUUUCCCAAACAAGAUCCUUACACUCAGAUCCUUACAAGAGAUCAAAAAAGACAGCCUGUCUGACAAAAAGGAUGAUUCACUGCAAGCAAUACCGUGGGCUUUUCUGAGGAAACUACUGAUGGCUAACACCAAAUCAAGGACUUUAGACUGUGCAAGUGAAAACGAGGAAACAAAUGACUGGUUUUCUGAGAGCAAUAUAGACAUCAGUCCUAAUACCUUAGAUCUUAUUGUUGCCCUCUAUGCCUGUGCAGACAGUUUUCUCCAGCAGGAAAUGACCCUUAAGAUGUCCAUGUGCCAAUUUGCAGUACCCUUUCUGUUACCCUGUGGUAUACAGAAUCAGUGCACUCUUAUGUUAUGGGCUCUAAGAGGUGUCCUGAAAGAGUGGUGUCCCCAUUCAAUGUCUAAAAGUAAAGGGUUUGUUGAAGAGAGUGUAGUUUGUGCCAAAAUACCUCUGGUGUCGUUUGUCAGGCUGAGAAAUUGUAGCUUGUCAAAGUCCCAAGUUAUAAACCACUUACUCAGUGAAUCCCAGCAGCACCAUGAUUUCUUUUGUCACCGAGACAUGAAAGGAGGAUGUCGCCCCAGGAUGAUUGCUAAUGGAAUGGUUGAAAUGUGCUGGUAUCUGCCAGGUGGGAACACGGCCAUUGACAUCUUCCCUGAGCCAGUGGCCAUUGCUAAUUUAAGAGGAGAUGUUGGUGCAUUUGAAACACAAUUCGCUUUCCUUACUCAAGUGUCAAAAGCAAUGUUUGUUUUCCUGGACAAGUUUGAAGAAAGGGAGCAAAAGAUGCUUGUCUCUUCACAACAACUGAAUUCAAAACUAUUCUUUGUUGUGAAUUAUCAGAGAGACACACAUCCAGAUGUGAAGUCAUCAAUUCAAGCAGUGAUGGAAGCCCUGAAGUUGACCAAAGAGGACAUCAUUGUGAAAAGUCAGAAUAUCAACAUGGCAAAGCUUACAGACAUGAUCUGUUCUACCAUUAGGAAAUCCCUCAGUGAGCCUUCUCCAUCCUUAGAUAUUGAGUCCAUGUCAAGGAUUGCUUGUGAAUUUGGAAUAUCUGUGGAUGAACUUACCAGCAAAGCCUCCAGUUCAGCAGAGCAAGCAGCACAGAAUAUUAUCAAAGGCAUUGGAGUUCGUGAAAUUGUUGUCUAUAAGAAGAACCAGCUGCCAUUGCAAGGUGAAAACUGGAAAAGACUGGCUCAGAUAGAAAAAGAGGAAUGCAGGUUACAAACUGCAGGAGAUACAAAGCUGGAGGACUACAAAGCAGAACUUCAGCAAGAAAAAAAAAUCAUUCAGAAAACACAAAGUAAGUACAAGAUCACAUCAGCAAUGUCAGGGUUUAUAAAUGCAGUGACAACUAAUGACUCCAUUGAGAGAGCUUUCUUUCUCAAAUGGCUGGGGUACAAGCUGGACAUGCGUUCACGUAAGUGCCUGUCAUCCCUUCGACAUGCUUUUAAAGAGCACUGUCGACAAAAAGAUAAAGAGUCCCUAGCCAAAGUAGACCAGCAACUUCUGGACAGCUCUCUUGGCUUAGAACAUUACUUGAGAGAGAUGGGACAUAUAUAUGAGGCUUCACUAGGUUCAAGCAAAAGACUGGAUGAACUCCCCAAAGUAGCUGCUGAGCUCCUGCAGGAAGGGUUUCCUCUUGAGCUGCUGGAUGGAGAUGCAUCCAGUAUUCCAGAAAAAUGGAUAAAUGAUGUUCUGAUGGAGCUUCACAGGAUGGUUGGACAGAAGAGUCGUCUGUUGGUACUGACAGUGUUAGGGGUUCAAAGCACAGGCAAAUCAACACUGCUCAACACCAUGUUUGGAGUCCAGUUUGCAGUUAGCAGUGGUCGGUGCACACGUGGAGCUUACAUGCUCUUACUGACAGUGGGAGAGGACCUCAGGACAGAGCUGUCAUGCGACUAUAUCCUCUUAAUUGAUACAGAGGGUUUGAAAUCACCAGAUCUUGUUCAACUUGAUAACAGUUAUGAACAUGACAAUCAACUAGCCACAUUCGUGAUUGGUCUUAGUGAUAUAACCAUUAUCAAUGUUGCCAUGGAGAACUUCACAGAGAUGAAGGAUAUUUUGCAGAUAACAGUGCAUGCUUUUUUACGGAUGAAGGAAAUUGGUAAAAAACCAAUUUGUCACUUUGUUCACCAGAAUGUUGCUGGUGUAUCAGCACAUAACAAGUUAAUGACAGAGAGACAGCAUCUCCUGGAACACCUGAAUGAAAUGACACAGAUUGCAGCCACAAUGGAGAAGAAAAGAGGUAUCAGCAAAUUCACUGAUGUUUUGGAUUAUGACGUGGAACUGAAUCACUGGUAUAAUACCAGCUUUAUGGUAUGGCACUCCUCCAAUGGCACCUGUUAAUACAGGCUACAGUGUAGCUGUUUUUGAUUUCAAGAAAAACGUGUUAAAAACCCUGAAAGAAAGAAAUGAUGAACUGUUUUUCAACAUCCCACAAUUCCUGGAAUGGACAAGAAGCAUGUGGAGGGCAGUGAAGUUUG